AGAACACCGUCUCAGCCUCAGUACCGUUCGGCGAUGCGAUCCACGGACGUCUUCGUUUUCUUCUGGUGACCACGCGCUCGCGAAUCUUCACCGACUCGUUCCUGGUGCGCCCAUCGCUUCGCCAGUGAUCGUUUCCUUCUUGUGGAUAUUAUGGGAGUUAUGUGGACCUUACAAGCCAGUGUGGUGCUAUGCUUCCUAGCAGCCACAUGUCUGGCCAUAGACGAACAUCGCCCUCAGAAGAAGGACAAACGCCAGCUGGGCUACCAGAUCUCCAACCACUACACCUCUCUACCAUCGUCGUACCGACUGGAACGCAGGAUCUCCACAGGACCCCAGUACCACCCACAUCACCAUCCACCGUACUAUUCCCGUCCGUAUCACAAAGGUAGACCGAACUCAUAUCCUAUUCCUCCUUAUGCUGUUCAGAUGGAACCUCUCGUCCACUAUUCUCAGAGAGAUCCCUUGUAUGACACUAACAUUUUGUCCCUAGAUCACCCGCACAGCAACGACCUACUAACCGAUGGUAACAACCAUUUGGAGCAGCACUACGGUGGAUAUGGGCCUCCUAAGCCUCACAUCAUAGAACGCCCUGUAUACAUCAAGGAGCCUGAACCUAUCAUCGAGAUCAUCAUCAAGGAGUCGAAUGUCAGUCUUCCAGCACCGCCACCACCGCCUCCUCCUCCUAAGAAGAAGAAAGAGCAGGUGCAGGUGUUCUAUGUGAAGUACCAGAAGAACCCCAAUGGUAAAGGCAAAGAUGCGAUCAUCUACGAUAAGCCUGUUCCAGCUAUCUCUCCGAAACUGCCCGAAGAUGAAGAACAAGAUGAGAUUGAGGAGGCACCUUACAACUAUCACACAGAUCUAGCUACUGCAGCUCCACCUCCUAGCACUACUUUAAGAACUAUCAUCAAGCCUGAAUCAGAAGUAUACCAUAGUCCGAGUGGGGUUAAAGUCACUUUUGGCAAAGAAAGCUUUGACUACGAUAAGCGAUCUAGCAAGCCAGAAGAUUACGUUCCUACUUACCAAAAACAGCAGCAGCCUCAAGGACCUCAAGGGCGCCAGCUGACCUCAUUUUCAAACACGUACUUCAAAAGGCCUUCUACUAUCCAAGGCUUCCAGUCUCCUAGUUUCGGUUCGAGUUUCAGGCAGCCUCAACCGUACAGACCGAUAACGUUUCCAAGUUCUUCUUCCAAGACCUUUGGAAGGCAGCAAUAUCAACAACCUCCAUUUCAACAACCAGCACAAUUUUCAAGGCCCUCUCAAUCUUUUAACAGCUUUGGUUCUCAGGGAUUAACAUCUCCUCACUUCUCGCAUUCCAUUUCUCACCCUCCACCUGCACGUUUCCAAAACUCAAGACCGCCACCUCCUGCAAUUCCCCCUAGGCAGCCAGUUCCUUACACACCAUUUGAUAAAAUAAGAACCCAACAACAAUUCUCUCAGCCAACUCCGCUGUCUUCGCAUCAAACUCAACAGCCAUUCUCUCAGCCAACUUCGCUGUCUUCGCAUCAAAACUUGCCACACCAGCAACAACCCAUUCAGUUCAGACCCGAGUCUCACUUCCCAAGCUACCAACAGCUUCCUUUACCUCAACAGAAUUUUGCCUUUAACAAGCCACCAAGGUUCAGCCAGGUACUUCAGACAGUCAAGGAAGAGAGGAUUCCUCCUCGGCCUAUUGUACAUCAGCAAUUGCCGCUAGAACAUGAGCAUCAAGAGUUCCAACAGACAUCACAGUAUCAACAACAGCAACAAACACAACAUCAACAGCCUCAGCCUCUUCAACAUCAUGAUCAACAACCAAGCCAACCUCAGUACUCUUCACAUCAACAGGGCUCUUCACAACAUCUACAACACCAAGAGCCUUCUCAAAAUAAUCAGCAAAAGUUGCCACAACAAUUCAAUUAUCAACAACAAGAACAGUACCAACCUCAGCAACAUCAACCUCAACAAAACUUCUUACAACACAAUUUUAACACUGAAAGACCUCAAAUUCAACAACAACCCGUCAACAAUCAGUUGUCUCAAAACGAUCAUCUGAAUAUCGUACCUCCUGGAGGACAACUGAUCCAUUCAAUACCUAAAUACGAGCAACAUUUCUCAACAGUUGAACCUUCCACUUCUCAGAAUACAAAAUAUCAACAGAAAGCUAUCCAAGACUUCAAUUCCCAGGAGAACCUGCAAAGUUUCACCUCAAAUGAACAUGUUUCUAGCCAAGAGUUGUUGGAGCAACAAAAAGCUUUCGAAAGACAGAAGGAGCUUUUAGAGCAAAGGAAACAACAGCAAACUAAAUAUCUAGAAGAACAAAGAAAACGUCUCCAAGAGGAACAUCUGAAGCAAUACUUUGAACAACAACAGCAACAGGAAAGUAGAAACCCAACACAUUCAGCAAAGAAUUACUUCCAGUCGACAAGAAAAGAAUUUGUCAGUAGUACGCCUAGCAUAAGAUAUCAAAGCUCUACAGGUAGUCCUUCUACUACAACUACCACCACUACAACUGAAGCUCCAAAGCCCUCAACAACUACCAAAGACCCAAAGGUCUUAGAAGCACAACUGCCUGACGAAGUUCCUGAAGACCUUAGAGCACAACUUUUGUCUUCAGGUAUCCUGAACAAUGCUGACAUCUCUGUUUUAGACUAUGAUAAAGUAGGAGAUAUUCCCCUAUCAGCUUUGCCUCCGGAUCAACUGGCAAACUUCUUCAACGCUGGAGGUGCUGCUCAGAUUGGAGCUGGAAGUGAACCUGUAGCAGCUCGACUUCAAACAGAUGGUUCGGAGGUGAGGAAGUCCGGAGAUUCACAGGCGGAAGAAGAGGAAGCUGCUUCAGAGUUGGAAGAAGUAACAGUGGAUGCUCCUGCUAAGAAGGAAUCGGUGGAUCUGAAGGUAGUGAGGUACGAUCCAGAGAGCAAUGGAGGUAAAGAAGUGCAAGAAUCUUACGUAGCUGACACUGCUGAGACUGUCAAUCCAGUUGUGCUGAAUGAUAACUCCUAUAGUAGAUACCUUCCUUUGAAAGUAAACGGUACCCAGUUCCCAAUUCCUGAUGUCCCAGAGCUAAAAGGCAAGAAAAUCUCCAGUGUGGUGGUACUAGCUCCAGUUGCGUACGACUUUUCGUCUACUAGAGAAGCCAGAAACACGAGGGAAGAGAGAAACAUUGUGAAAGAUACGCCAAAUGCUCCAGGUGAUAUUGAUCUUAUCCGUGACACUACUUUGAGAAAACUCAUCAUGGAGCCCACGCUGGAGAACUACCGAAAAUUCUUGGAGAGCCAGAAUAAGACUAAGAAUGAACAGCAAAGUGUGAUUCUGCUUGUUGCCGACCCAACAGACCCAGCAGCAACCGAAAAAGAGAUCUUCAUGUACGACGUAACCACCCAGACAGUGAGCAAGCUUAGCGGAGAACUAUCGUCCGCUUUCGUGGAAGCAGCUGAAGCCAAUUCUGCGCCACCUGAAGGAGGUCAAAUAGCUGCGUCUAGCAUGAUAGAGACCAAGGUGCCCUUCCCGCAACAAGACUGGAGCGAAACUGGGACCAACAUUUUGGAAAGGAGGAUAUCAGUGCAAGAUGACUCAGAAGUAGAAGCAACUGACAAAGUGGGGACGGUAGAAGCAUCGGACUCAGACAAGACUGGAUAGUGAUGAGAUAUUGCCAUUUUCAUGUACAUAACGAUUUGAAGGUUGAUGUUGAUAAGAAUAUAAUAGGCAUUUAAAUUCUGCUUGUAUGUUCGAAUAGAGCAAAUUGAAAAUUGAAAUUGAUUAGCGUCACAGAAUUUUCAACAAUCACCGUGAGUAAAAUAAGGAUUUAUGGUAUUUACUACAGCCCACAAAUGCGCGUUGAGGUGGAUAUUUAUUACUGUGUCCUUCAGUCAAGACUAGUUUUUACAGAGGUCACAAAAGUGUAUUAGAUAAAUAUUUUAGGUAUAGUUAUGCGAACUGAAUCAGGAAAAUUGUAAUAAUUGUAUUAUUUUUGCAUGCAAUAUUAUUGUCACAUUUCAGACGGAAUUGACAACAAAAUAGGUAUGUCUGAAAUGAAGUUCACAGUUCAGGUCUGGAAGUAGAAAUGAAAAAAGGUUGAUCCAAAAUGAUGUAAGUCGAUUAAAAAAAUUGUUAAUGGUUUUCGAUAAAAUUAUGUCAAUAACAAUUAAUUUCGGAAUGUUUUCCGUGUCAAAAAUAAUGCAUUAUAAUAGAAUAUUUACGAAUAAACUUAAUUCGUUUCAUGAAGGAACGUACUAUAUAAUGUAAAUAUGAAUUUUUAU
Acanthoscelides obtectus is the source of this 4235-nucleotide messenger RNA. Lineage: Eukaryota; Metazoa; Arthropoda; Insecta; Coleoptera; Chrysomelidae. The record is from the annotation of a GenBank genome assembly.